UGGAGCAAGAGAAACCAUACUAAAUAAAUAAAUAAGAAAUAAAUAUUCCGCAGGCGGAAAACGUAUAGUCGAGUCUGUAAGGUGAAAAGAGGAAAAGAAGGGAGGAUUUACAUCUAAAAUAUCCAAAUAUAAUUUGUGCUCUACUCGUCGCCCGAAGAGGAAGGAGAAAGGGAGUAGAGGGAGCCGGAUGGAGGGCAAGACAACAAUCUCGAAUGGGAGAAACGGGGAGAUGAUCUAGGUUUCCGGUGGAUCGGGCUUCGAUCGAAGGAUCUUGCGGCGACGGAGAUCAAUCUGCGGCGACGGAGAUCAAUCAGCGGCGAAUUUAGGGUUUUCUUGAUUAUUUGCUUAGUGUGCUUUGAUCGGGUGGAUGCUCUUCGUGGGAAGUGGUAAUGAGGGGAGGAGGCGAUCAGUGUUAGGGCUGGAAGGGAGGGGAAGAGGAAGGAGAAGGACGAUGGAGGGGAACGAGCUUGAGGAAGGGGAGGCGUGCUAUGGGCUGGAGGAUGACAUCGACCCCGAUGAUUUAUCUUACAUCGACGAAAAACUCCAACAUGUAUUAGGGCACUGCCAGAAAGAGUUUGAAGGUGUUGUGUCCGCAGAGACCUUGGGAGCCAAGUUCGGGGCUUAUGGCUCAUUUCUGCCGGCAUAUCAGCGCUCUCCUCCAAUUUUGUUGUCACAACCUAAGAGCCCCGCUAAGGAGCCAGCCCACAACUUGUCAAGGUCACCGUACAAUUCACAACCUGAGUUGUCAUGUCAGAAUGCUUCUUUUCCUGCAAAUGCAUCUAUCCCUGAGGCCAACAAUGCAUAUAGAGUGCAACCAAUUGAGAAAUCAUGCAAAAAGGACACCUGCAUUAACUCAUGCAGUACAGAAGGUAUUACUCAGUAUGAGUCUGCUAAACAGACAAUGGAUAUUAGAGAUCCUAAGUCACUCAAGGUGCGCAUUAAGGUUGGACCUGACACUGUCUCAACCAUAAAUAAGCCUGAAAUUUACAGUGAUUUGGGGCUUGAUGUUUCACCAUCUCCAUCCCAUGAGGAUAGUCUAGGUGGAAGUAGGGAGCUUUCUUCUGAAUCUCCUAAUACCUUUUGUGAAUCACCGUCCACCAUUCUUCAGAUCAUGACAUCCUUUCCAGUUCCAGGAGGUUAUUUGCUUUCACCUCUAUCAGCGACUCCACUUCAUUUACUUGAGAAAGAAGACACGUCUAUAGAAAAAUUCAAGAGAAGCAUGCCAUGCAAAGCUGCGGUUGACAAUUGCACCGCUUCAUCUGACACAUCUCUGCAUGCAAAAGAUGUUAGAGACUUCCCGUCCAAGGAAAAAAAAUCAAGAGAGAAGUGUCAGAAGUUAGUGCAAGCACAUGUGCUGACCUGCGAGAAUGUCAUAACUAUGUCCUCGAAGAAUGAAAUCGGAAGCAAAACAGCAGCAGCACAAAAAAAUGUUUUGACUGGCCAAGAUAUGGUGUUGUCAUCCAGUGCUCCGUCUGCAGAUGCAAACGAGGAGACAGACGUGGGUGGUAAUUCCAUAAAGGAAUGUAGUAAAAUGUUUGAUAUUCAUAAUGAGCCAAAGAAGAUACUAAAGAUGGAUGGAGCUCAUGCACUUGAUUUAAGAAAAGAUAACCACUUAGAUUUCACUGAUAACAUGGGAAUGGAUGACAAUUUAGAUAAGGAAACCAUUCCAUCGAAGGGAAAGACGGAUGCAAAAUCUCAUUUUACAGAGAAAGCAUUUGGAGAAGCGAAUGGUAAAUUUGUCAUUUGCAACAAAAGCAAGGGAAAAUCGCAGAAAAAUCCUGCUAGAAAGAGAGCUGAUUCUGAUAUAUAUAAGAUGAGGAAGGACUAUAAUGCUGGUUUUGAGGAACAUGUAAGAGAGCAAGCUGCACAAAAAACUUGUUUGAGUGAAAAAACUGUUUUCAAGGUAGUGCAAUCCAAGGACCAAACAUUUGAGGGUGGAAAAAUUAUAAAGGGAACUCAAAAUAAUGAGCCAAACAAGGAAAAAAAGAGCACUGUACUUUCUGGAGCACCUAAAGGAAUAAAGAAAAUGUCCCAUCUGAAAGGUUCACAUUUAGAAACCAUGUCUAAAAUGUCCAAGCCACCAAAGGAGUUGAGCAAAGGUCAAAAUAUUGAAUCUCAAAGUGAACUUUUGAUGAAUGCUCAAGCUCAACAAGUUGACCACGUGAGACACUUUCUAGGUUCCUCAAGGUCUACUGAAAAAUCUAAUGAAAAAUCUGAAGUCAACAAGGUUCAAAAUUUUCCUAGUGCUGAACUUGCUAAUGAUGCACCCGCUCCCAUUAAUGAUGGUGUACCAAAUAAUAAUUUAGUUCCUGCUUCUCCUGCUUUAGUUCUUAUAGAGGAUAAUUGGGUAUGUUGUGACUUGUGCCAACAAUGGCGCCUUCUACCAUAUGGAACCAAUACAGAAAGCCUUCCAAAGAAAUGGCAAUGUAGCAUGCAAGUUUGGCUGCCAGGAUUGAACAGUUGCAAUGUCAGUCAAGAUGAAACAACAAAAGCUUUCCAUGAACUUUAUCAAUUUCCUGCUCCUGGGAGUGAACCCAAUUUGGCUGGCCAUCUUGCUGCAUCAAGCGUAACUUCAGCUGACACCCAGAAUCCAGGUAGAGGACUGGAAAUUUUUUUGAAAAAGCAUGGUUCAAUGGAUGCAACAGAUUUGCCAAUUGAGUCAGCUUUGACAUACUUACCAAAUUCUUCGAAGAAUAUUUUUGUAUCUUCUGGGUAUAAAGACUUCAAUGAUGCAGGCUAUUGUAUGGGAAUGGCCUCCUUGAUCAAGCCUAAACCAGCGUUGAAAGGCAGAUCUGUCGAUAUUGCAGCAGAAAAACGCAUCCACAAACAGAAGGAGAAACUUAAAACAGAGCCAUCUUUUAAAGUUGGAGGUGAUUCAGCUGAAAGAUUGGGUAAAUAUUCAAAGCCCAUGAACAAAAGAGGAGCUGAUGUAGAUGGUCAUAGACUAUCCAAAAAAUUUAAAAAAGAUGCCUCGUACCAUUCUACAAAGGAUGUACAUUCUAGUGUUGAUAUGUCAAGUAAAAUUGUUAUCAAUGGGGAUACUGAAUUUUUGACAAAAGUUCCUAGGAAUACAUCACAAAAUUACAGCGAUCAUUUUCCUUCCAAGGGUUCGAAGCCUAAAUCUGCAUCAUCCAGAAAAUCAAUGGAGCAAGUUAAUUCUUUUAAUGGGAAACAUAUGGAAAUUUCUAGUGCAUCAGAAGCAGAAAAAUCUGAUAAGUUUGAAUCAAAUGAUAAGAAGAGGAAACUAAAAGAGUGGCGCGAGGAACAGGCUUGCCAGGAAAUUUCAGUGAGCGGUGAACAGGCUGCUGGCAGCAGGCCUAUUUUGAAACAAUCUUUGAUUGACAGCGAGUUGAGAAGGCACAAGAAGGUCAAGGUGGCAAAAUCUGAGGGGAAGUCCCGUGCAAUUGUUGGGGGUGGAAAUUUUGAAAUGAAAGGUUGUUCAACAAGAAUUGGAUUAUCUAGUAACAGGAAACAUCCUACUGCUAUAAAUGUUAACGAGGGUUUGCGACCUUCGGCAGAUGAGCAAAUGGCACAUUACAAAGAGAAUGCAAUGUCAGGACAGACUUUGGAUUGUGUUGAUAGCUUGAAGCGGGAUGUGACCAAUGUGAGGUUUUUAGCAGCAGCUACUUCAAGUUCUUCCAAGGUAUCAGGAUCCCAAAAGGGUAAAGUCAAUUUACUGGAAGCAAGAGGAUCACCAGUAGAGUCUGUUUCUUCAUCUCCAAUGAGGAUUUUAAACAACGAGAAUAACUUUUCCAGAAGAAACUCAUCUAUAAAAGAUACUGUCAUCUCUAUGGUUUACUCCGGGACGGGCAGUCCAAAAAGAUUUUCUGAUGGUGAGUUGGAUGGCUCUAGUGAUCAAUCAGGCACAAGAGCCAAGGAUCAAGCUUCUAAUGAUUGUCUUAGAUCUUCAGGAAUUUACAGAUCUUCGGAGUCUGGAGCUCUUGAUUCUUUGAAAGGGUCUCAUGAUUAUCAGGAUAUAGAAACAAAUUGUUUACCUGGUGUUAAAUCCAUCGAUGGCAAGUAUUCCGAAGUUGUUAAACAUGAUGACAUCAGUUCUACUGAUCCAUGUGAAGCAAAAGUUGUUUUUGUUAAUGGCAAUGUACCCCAUCAUCCUGAAAAAUAUCAUUUAGAACAGUCAGAUAAUAACCAUAUAUGUGAUGAAGAUCAACAUUGUACAUCUGGUGUUAAAAAUUCUCUUAAGAAUUCUUCACAUAUGAAAGAGAAAAGGAGAAAUUUGAACAACGGCUCUGAUAAGGGCAAACUUAAAGUACUUAGUUGCAGUACUGAGCAGAAGGAUUUCCAGUCUGUGAGAACUUGUAACACCGGUCCUGCUGAUGCUGAUUUUGAUCACUUGAAUUCUAUAAAAAAUGAGAAUAUGGAAAACCAUUCUAAGAAGCAGAAAAAUCAUGACUUGAGAGAUGCUAUUGGAGGUGUAAGCCGAACCAAACUGGCACCACAGCAAAUUCUUCAGAAGUCAUCUUCUCAUGAGAGAGAGGCAACUGGUCAGUCGACAGUGGGUAUUGGGAAAGGAAUGCAUUCAUCUAGCACAACUAAAGAUAAACUUGAAAAAAAGGUUGGGGGUCCCCCAAAAGCUCCGGAUUCUGUUAAAGGGGCCAAUUUAGAACAAUAUUCUGUCGAUGCAGAAAAUAAUGAGAUAUUAAAGUCAACAAAACAAUUAAAAAACAAUGAUGAACAGAAUGGAACUCUUCCCAAUCUGUUGCGGCAAUCCGCAACUAGUGUGCCUGGGUCAUCAAGUCCAAUGAAGAAGGAUGGCCAUUCUAGCGUAAAUGCUUUAAUAAAAGAGGCUCGUGAUUUAAAGCACACUGCUCAUCGCUUAAAGAGUGUAGGCUUGGAAGAUGAAAGCAGUGGCAUUUUUUUUGAGUCUGCCCUGAAAUUUCUAUUUGCCGCUUCUCUUCUGGAACCUUCUAAUGCAGACAAUGCCAGACAAGGGGAGCUGGUUCCAUCCAAUCAAAUGAUGAUGAUGUAUUAUGAAACUGCCAAGUUUUGCGAAUUUUGUGCAUAUGAGUUUGAAAGAUUGAAACAAAUGGUUGCUUCUGCUUUAGCAUACAAGUGUGCGGAAGUGGCUUAUUUGAAGGUUGCAUAUUACAAACAUCCCAGUGCCAGUAAAGAUCGGCUUGAGCUGCAAGUUGCUCUGGAUGCACCGCUAAUUGGUGAGUCACCAUCGUCCUCUGCUUCUGAUAUUGAUAACUUAAAUAAUCAUGGUGGGCUUGAUAAGGUUGUUUCAGUGAGGCCAAUCAGUUCCCCUCAAAUUCCUAGCAAUCAUGCUAUAGCUUCCCGGAAUCGUCCCCAUGUUAUGCGACUGCUCACCUAUACAAAUUAUUUAAAUUGUGCUUUUGAAGCCACCAAAAAAUCACAGAAUGCAAUUGCAGCUGCUAGUACUGACCUGGGAAAGAAUGGUAUUGAAGCGUGCUCUGCCAGUAGAGUCCUUGAUUUUAACUUCCACAAUGUUGAAGGACUAUUGCGGCUUGUGCGAUUAUCAAUGAAUUCCAUUGGCCAUUGACUGAAUAGGUGCAUGGCACGUCACUAGACAAUAUUGUUUGGUGUUCUCUGUUUUUCAGCACAAAUUUCUUUUGGUGAAUGUGAACAUUUGGUUGGUGGCUCACCAACUGGUAGCAAGCUCCUUGCACAUAAAAUGGAUUUGAGGGAAAACUUGUAUGUGCUGCUGAAUUGUUUGACAACUUUGUAAAGUGUGUUUUUGCGUCCUAAGAUAUUUCAAUUGGACUGAUCCAUCUGCAGUAAAAUUGAUGUAUUCAUCAGGAGUUUGGAUUUUAUUGAGCUUUGCGUUGAAGGAUGGCUAAAAUGUCUGCUAACUUGGCUUGUUCAGUAUUUGGGCUUUUGAGAAAUUUUUUUAUUACCCAGCAUUCAAGAAGAAGAGGUGCAAAAUGUCUUUUGCAUUUAUUGCAAUUUAUUUUGCCAUUGCCUUACUUGAUCAAAGAGGACCUGUUACAUCACAACUGUAGAUACAAAUAUAUAUUCAUUGACUCAAUUUGUGACUGCACAUGAUCGAUCUAUUGGCUCCUUCCUAAUAAGGAUCAUGAUGACCAUUUUGUGAUGUUUCGAUUGGAAUAAUGGUU
Molecule: messenger RNA, 6095 nt
Organism: Phalaenopsis equestris
Lineage: Eukaryota; Viridiplantae; Streptophyta; Magnoliopsida; Asparagales; Orchidaceae
Exons: 13
Coding region: 452-5521 (1689 amino acids)
Molecular function (GO): zinc ion binding
Source: RefSeq, a predicted model, not a curated record